This is a messenger RNA of Cylindrotheca closterium, 834 nucleotides long. NCBI's taxonomy places the organism in Eukaryota, Bacillariophyta, Bacillariophyceae, Bacillariales, Bacillariaceae. The record is from the annotation of a GenBank genome assembly.
AUGAAAACACGUGACAAGAUUGUCGUCAUCUGGUUCUCUUUUCUCUAUCUUGUAAUUUGGGCAUUUUCUCUGGCCAAUUUGUUUCAUGUUCAUUUCUGGGACAAACGACAUGCCUUGUCCACUUUUAUGGAGGACCCCGAAAGCUUGGACAAGGGAUUCACUAAGAUCGGAAAGUCCUACUAUACCAGCUUGCGUUAUAUUUGGUUUCUGCCGCAUGUACUCGGUGCUAUUUUUUGGUGGAACCUCUAUUUUCUGCAACUCAUUCCCAUGAUUCGUCACAACUACAAGCCCUUUCAUCGCAUGUUGGGUCGGUUUCUUCUGACCAUACUAUUGAUCCAAAAUGUCACGGGGUUUGGCCUGGCAUCUACUUCGGGAAGUAACGUUAUCACGAUGGUAUCCUACAUACUGAAUGUUGCCUCUAUCUUUUGCAUCGUGAAGGCCUGGCGGUAUGCCUAUUUUCGAGACAUUGCCCUGCACAAGUAUUGGGUCCUUCGAUUGGUCGGUUACAUGCACACCAUUUCGCUCCAACGAUUCUUUUUGGUUUUGCUCAUUAUCACUCAUUCCAUGGGAUGGGAUGGGCUUUACCCUCAAUUGGACGAAACAACAGCCAGUGAUGAGGAAUGGAUUCAAUUGGUAAAGGGCAUGUUUGACGACUCGUUUGUCCUUUCUAUUUUGUUUGCCAUUUUGAGCACCGAAUGGUACCUGGCGGCUGUAGAAGGAAAGAUGGAAACCCCAAUCGAUAAUCGCAAGAAGGGUGAUAUCAAGAGAAGUGGCCCCAACGAAACGAGCUCGCUAGUACUGGGAGUCAGUCCUUACGGUGCCAUCUCAUCAUAA